AUUUUCAUAAAAGGUAGUCGGGAUUCCGUUAAGGAAGUGGAAGUCUCGAAACAACUAGUGGUUAUAUAAAUGGUGAAAACGUAUUCGUCUAGUGCAUUAUCAGAGACUUGUACGUACACGUUGGUACCGCAUCGAUAUAUCAAUACAAUUUGUGGAUAAUUUACAACUAAACCCAAUCUCCCAAUUUCGGGGAAAAUUUUUGUGAAUAGAGAAUACAGUCUUCCAUUUGCUUUUACUUUUAGUGAAUACAAAUUCUCUAAUGUCUUCGUGUGAAGACCUUUUUCAAAGUUUCUCUCGCAAACUUGAUAUUUCCAAUAUAUCUAGUGACCUAUUCUCUGACUCAUCUACCAAAUCACUUGGAGUAAAAGAGAAACGGAAGGAUAAACAAGACCGUGUGACUCAUAACGUCGGUGAACUUAUUCCAGACUUUUCUUCGUAUGAAAAACAUGAAUUAGUUGUGGAAUCGGAUCUUAGUAACCAUACAUCUAGUUUUCACUAUCAACUAGCGAAUUGUAAAAAAGAACGUACUACCCCACCUGAGUAUCUUCCGAACUUGGUCGUAAAAACUAAACCUUAUGAUAUUUGCAUUAGUUCAUCCACUGCAUUCUGUAGUACCCCUGGACCUUCAAACUCUCUUUCCAUCUUGAAGUCGCAUAAAAAUGCUCAUGAUUUACCAGCACCUAAAAUUGUAUCAGGUGAUGCUUUAGUGAAUACUCUUCAGGUUACACCUAUUCACCCAGUAUUCACAAAUCGAAAAUCUACCGUGAAUUUUCAAAUGGGAAAUAUUUCACCACAAGUAAAUUGCCAACAAACUUUAACACCAUCCUAUCACCCUAUUUCUACAUAUAAUAAGAAUGAAUUAGUUACUCAUGGCCUAGAUCAAAUGCCUUUAAAUUCUCCACAUGUAUUACAAUGUUGUAAUUUGUCUACUGCAUCUACAAAUCAACAGAUUGAACAUGAUCAUAUUCCAAUUCAUUCAUCAUUUUCUACAGUGAAUAAAGUGAAAGCUGGUAAGAAAUCUGGAUCAUACACAAAACGACUUACAAGACGUUUUCGUUGCGAAAAUAUGAUAUUGAAUCGUUCAUAUAUGACGUUAUAUGAAGCUGGAGAUAUUAAAGGGACAUUGUUUAAAAUUUGUGAACAAUCCGAUUACAAAACAUUUGGACAAUUAUUUAUACCAACUCGUAGAAAAAAUCUGAGUAAAAUUGGUGAAGGAUGCUUUGGUGAAGUGUUUCGUUGUCCAGAUGAAUCUAAUCCAACUGAAUAUGUAGUCAUUAAAUUAAUUCCAAUUGAGGGUAAUAUUAAAUUCAAUGGAGAAUCACAAAAAUCUUUCAGUGAAGUACUUUCAGAGGUUAUUGUUUCUAAAGAACUAACUGCUCUUGGUAUGGGUCUUAAGAAUAAUACAUGUGGAUUUGUAGAAUUGAAAAAAGUUCAUCUUAUCCAAGGUUCGUUUCCUGCAUAUUUGAAAAAAGCAUGGGAUAAAUAUGAUAAAGACAAAAAAUCAGAAAACGAUAAUCCAAGUAUCUUUCCUAAAACUCAAUUAUGGGUUGCUUUAGAAUCAGCAUUUUGUGGAGUUACUCUAGAAAAUAAUGUUCCAAUUUGCCCAUGUGCCCGUUUAUCUAUUCUAUUACAAAUUGGUGUAUCGUUAGCUGUCGCUGAACUAGAAUUGAAAUUUGAACAUAGAGAUUUACAUUGGGGUAAUGUUUUAAUCAGUCAUUCAUCAUCAUCUCCCAACUCUUCUCCUUCAUCAUCAAUAUCCAGUAAUGAUAAUCUCUGUCCGUAUUGUUGUACAUUAUACAAUGAAGAGAAUGAAAAAUCAUAUGUGAAAUUUCGUUUAGAAGGAUAUGAAUGGAAUAUUCCAAAAUUUCGUUACAUUGUUCAUUUGAUAGAUUUUACAAUGUCUCGUUUAGAACAAGAUGAAGGUUUAGUCUACGUUGAUUUAAGCACUGAUCCAACUUUAUUUCAAUCACAAGGUGAUUAUCAAUUUGAUAUAUAUCGUCAUAUGAAAUCUGCAAAUCAUAAUGAUUGGAAAAAAUUUACACCUAUAACUAAUGUAAUGUGGUUUCAUUAUUUAACAACAAAAUUAUGCACUAAUUCAGACCAUUCAUCAUUAUCGUCGUCGUCGUCGUCAUCAUCGCAAUUACAUAAUGUAUGUUGGAAACAAUUACAUAAUUUAGAAUUUAUGACACGUUCCUUUGAUAAUUAUAAAUCUGCAUAUCAUUUAGUUACAAAUUGUAAUAUAUUUAAAAAUUUCUCUGAUUUUUUAAAGAUUUCUUAAUAUACUAUUAUUAU
This is a messenger RNA of Schistosoma margrebowiei, 2292 nucleotides long. NCBI's taxonomy places the organism in Eukaryota, Metazoa, Platyhelminthes, Trematoda, Strigeidida, Schistosomatidae. The record is from the annotation of a GenBank genome assembly.